This is a messenger RNA of Parnassius mnemosyne (clouded apollo), 3951 nucleotides long. NCBI's taxonomy places the organism in Eukaryota, Metazoa, Arthropoda, Insecta, Lepidoptera, Papilionidae. The record is from the annotation of a GenBank genome assembly.
AUGGCUGAUAAGGCUUUAACCCUUGGUCAGCGAGUGAUGGUAGUAGGAAAGGACGUGAAAGGUUCGGUAGCCUACGUUGGGAAUCCUACUUUUGCUUCUGGAAAAUGGAUCGGGAUAAUAUUGGAUGAGCCUAAGGGAAAGAAUAACGGUACCGUACGUGGACAUGCUUAUUUUCGUUGUGAGGAGAACUAUGGCGUUUUCGUACGUCAAACCCAAAUUCAGCUCUUGGACGCAGAAGAUAAUCCCAUGGACACCUCAAUGACCACUUCGUCUGAGGAACCAACGAUUAUGAAGUCAUCAAGCAACAGGCGCCUGAGCAGUAUAACAGUGGCCCAGAGGUCUAGACCAACCACCGUCAGGCGGAAGGCGUCGCCGGCGCAGACGAAAGCAGGAACCUUGUCGAUGUCGAGCUCGAGGACCUCUCUCGCGAGCAGCCGCCAGUCUCUUACGUCGUAUACAUCACCAACGACGGAGAGGGCUAUGUCACCAGAUCUCACGAAGAGGGCGUCGUUUGUCGAGACCGGUUUUGUCGAGACGUUGACGCCGCAGUACACACCUGGACAGAGCAUUACGUCACCGCAGACCGCCUCCACCGCCGUGGAGGAUAAACUAGCCAACAUGCAGGCUCAGCAAGAGAUCACAAACCUCAAGGCGGAAGUUGAGGAUCUGAAAGAGAAGCUAGAGACUCUGAAGGUUAGGCGUGCUGAAGAUCGGGAGAAGCUUCGCGAGCUCGAACGUCUGCGUCUCCAGCUUGACCAGGCUAAUGAGUUCAAGACCAAGAUUAUGGAGUCUCAAGCUCAACUGCAACGAGACCUGCAACGCGCCAAACAGGAGGUCCGUGAAGCACAAGAAGCAUUGGAGGCCCAUAACGAUGAGACCGCGGAGCUUCAAGAGGCAGCGGAGAUGGCAGCGUUGGACAAGGAAAUGGCCGAGGAGAGGGCUGAAGCUUUACAAAUGGAGUUGGAGCAGUGCCGAGAUAAGUUGGAGGAAGCUACUCUUGACCUUCAGCUUAUGCGCGCUGAAAUGGAAGCCGGUGGGAAUAUCCAGCACCCGUACGCAGCGGCCGAUGGCGGCGCCACCGGAUACGAGAUGAGAGCCCUGCAGCAACAGAACGUGCGCCUCCGGGACACGCUGGUCCGUCUGCGUGAUCUCUCCGCGCACGACAAGCACGCCAUGCAGAAGAUGCAGAAGGACUUGGAACAGUACAAAUCGGAAAUAGCUGAAUUGAGCCGUACGAAAGAAAAACUAUCGGCAAGGGUCGAGGAGUUGGAAGCACAAGUUGCGGAUCUCCGUGAGCAAGUCGACGCUGCUUUAGGCGCUGAGGAAAUGGUAGAGCAAUUAGCAGAGAAGAAAAUGGCUUUAGAGGACCAAGUUGAACAACUCAAGCAAGAUGUGUCCGAGCUGGAAGCCUUGCAAGAGGUCCACGAACAGCUGGUGGAGUCCAAUAGGGAGCUAGAGAUGGAUCUCAGGGAGGAGUUAGAGAUGGCGCACGCGGCUACGAGAGAGGCGGUGCGUGAACGUGAGGCGGCUCUAGAGACUAUAAUGGACAGGGACGCGACCAUCGUGAAAUUCCGCGAGCUGGUUCACAAGAUGACUGAGCAGUAUAACGAGAUACGAGCACAACUUGACUCCAAAGAAGAGUCGGUGCGUCCCGAGCAGGAGUGUGGUGGUGUGGUGCAAGUGCGCGCGUCUCCAGCAGAGCUGGGGUCGCUGGUGCAGGCGUCGCGCGCCUCCACGCGCUCGGUGGACCUGCAGCUGCGCGCGCUCGAGCUGGCGCAGGCGCGCGCCCGCGCCGACAUGCUGGCCGCCUGCCUGCCCGACCACUUCAUGGCCACCUCCGGGGAUCACGACGCAAUAAUGCUCAUUCUAUUACUACAGCGGCUCAACACCAAAGCGGACAUCAUACUUGGGCAAAUACGAGAAAAAUUCCCAGCAGUGAACGUGUGGGACAGAGAGGUGAUCACCAAGACGCACACGGCCGUCCAGUACAGCUUCCGGUGCCAGCUCGAGUAUCAGUUGCAUAUGAUACAGUGCCUAGUGAGCAUGUGGUCGGAAGCCCUGGAGACGUGCAGCCCGGAGCAGCUGCUGCGGGCGGCCGGCGCGCUGCCCGACGCGGCGGCGCAGGAGCGCGCCUUGGACGCGCUCACCGCGCUGCUGCGCGCCAACGAGCUCGACGAGAACUGCGCACUCGAAGGUGUGGAGCGGUGCUGGUCGUAUCUGGCGGCGAUGUGGUCCGCGCUGGGCAUGAGCGCGGGUGGCGUUGCGCGCGAGCCCGUGCUACGAGCUUGUGCCGCGCUCGACGCACUGGCGCGGGCGCUGCACGCCGACGCGACCGCGCUAUCGCACGUGCUGCAGGCGUCGGACAAGCAGCACGUGUUGGGACAGCUUCACGACCUAAUCAUGAACAGCAGUACAGCUCUGCAGCAGCAGUUGAAGAGUGUCCGACGUCGUCUGCCCCCUGGUGUUCACCUGGACAAAUUGCCUCUGGAUUUGCAGUUGGUAGAGCGGCUACGCAGUGACUGUGCCACGACGCUGUGGCGUUGUUGCAAGGCGGUGGCGCUGGCAGCUCGAGCCGCGGCCGCGUGCGCCGCCACGGCGGGCGAGCGCGGCGACGGCGCGGCGCUGCCCGCCGACACGCUGGCCGCCGUCUGGGAGGCCGCCACCGACAAGGUCUACCAGCAGGACGACCACGGCCCCGUACCGACUAUACGGCAUGCACUCAACCUAGUUUCAGCGGACGUGAACAAGUUGGCCGCGUUCGCGCAAGAGAACGAGUACGACAUGAUGUCUCUCACCAACGUGCAAGUGGAUAAGCCAACACCGCCGGUGGUGCUUAGAGCGCAAUUGGUGAAGAAACAGCUGGAGGAGACGAAGACGCUCACCAUCAAACUAGAGAACAAAGAGGCUGACAUCAAAGAGCUUAGGAAGGCGCUUAAGGCGAAACAAGAGGAACUAUCAGAGAUGCAGAUCCGCAGGGAGCUGGGAGAGCGGAAACUGUUGACGGCCGCCACCGAAGCGGGACAACGCGCCGAAACGCUCCAGAGGAGACUAGACGACGCGCUUAACCAACUUAAAAAGAAAGAGAAGGAAUACGAAGAGACCCUGGACCAUCUGCAGCAGGACAUUGAGUCGCUGGAGAGCGAGCGCGGCUCUCUGAGGAACAAGUUGAAAUUGUACACGAAACGUGGCGGCACGCACCACGCGGCCGUGACGCCUCCGGCUUCUCUGCGAGACUUUACACCGGUGGUGACUUCAACGCCAGCCCCGAGAGAAACGCCGCAGGAGACUCCAGUGAAGGUAGCAGAAGGUGUUGCUGCUGGAGAAGUCAACGAGGCCUUGCAGCAUCAGAUCAAAGUGCUGAGUUGGACAGUGGAGCGAGAGCGCGCGGCCCGCGUGGCUGCUGCGCGGCGAGCGGACCGCGGCGCGGUGCGAGCGCUGCGCCCGCUGCAGCACCCCGCUGCGCCCGAGGCGGCCGCGCGCCGCCGCGCCGCGCUGCAGCUCGAGCGCGACCUCGCCAAGCUGCACGCGGAGUGGACGUUAUUUGUGGCGCGUUCGGGUCUUGUGAAGUUCCCCGAUGACCCAAGCAAAUACGGCAAAGCGCUGCAGCAACAUAAGGAGAAGCAACGGGAGAUAAGACGGCAGCUCGAAGAGCGUUUGGCGGCACUUCAGGCGGAGGCGCGUAACCUUCUGAUGCUGCACCGGCCCUGGAGAUGCGUGGAGGCCGAUUUUGCCGAGUUUCCUGCUCCGGAAUUGGCUGCUGCCAUAAACCCGAAGACUGUGAAAGUGGGGACAAUCCGUUAUCCAGCCUCCGAACCGGCGCAGACGAACGAGGACACGGUCUACGUCACUCCGUCGCAGCUCGCCAAACUACGCGAGUUGGUAACAGAACUGCAGUCCGAAGACGUCAAGUUGGAGCUCGCUCCUCUCGAUGACACCGUUUGUGCGGCUUAA